AUGGCGGAGUUCACUAUUGACGACAAGGACUUGACGUCCCUCGAGGGCAAAGUAGUCAUUGUCACAGGAGGUUCAUCUGGUAUAGGUCUUGCCACUGUCGAACUACUUUUGUCCCUUGGAGCGUCGGUAGUUUGCGGUGAUGUUCAAGCUCCUCAAAAGGACUUGGGAGGUACAUACACAUUCAUCAAGACAGACGUCUCUAUCUGGAGAGACUUACUUGCACUUUUCAACAACACGAAGAAGAUAUACGGCCGUAUCGAUCAUGUCUUUGCCAAUGCAGGGGUAGGCCCUCGGACCGAGUACUUGUGUACAGACUUUGACGAAAACGGCGAUGCAGUUGAGCCCUCGACCCAGCUUCUCGACAUAAGUCUCAAGGGUGUCAUCAACACCAUUGUUAUCACUGGAUCCGCGACCGGUUUGCAGCGCUUUCGAUCUGUUGACUAUGCUACGGCUAAGCACGGGGUCCUCGGCUUUGGCCGAGCUCUUGUUCCACGGCUUCAAGAAGCCCAGCUUCCAAUCCGAGUCAAUACCUUGGCACCCAGCUGGACUGAUAGCAAUGUACUCCCAUCAUUGAAGAGCUUACUUGAGGACAUACACGUAGAGGUGCAACCUGCCUCGGUGGUAGCUCGCUGCGCUGCUUAUCUCAUGGCUGACACCUCAAGGAACGGGCAGCUCAUCCAUGUACAGCGUGGUAAAUAUACAGAGAUUGACGAGGCAGUCUUACUUCCAGCGUAUCGGCGAAUCAAUGGUGGUUCCCCUAGUGAGGAUGAAGUUCUUAGACGACUAGAAGAGGUCAAAGAGUACGGCAUGGCUGACUUGUUCCCUCAAAGCUCGCCGUAUUGGUAG
Molecule: messenger RNA, 846 nt
Organism: Fusarium redolens
Lineage: Eukaryota; Fungi; Ascomycota; Sordariomycetes; Hypocreales; Nectriaceae
Exons: 5
Coding region: 1-846 (281 amino acids)
Source: RefSeq, a predicted model, not a curated record